Molecule: messenger RNA, 11889 nt
Organism: Gorilla gorilla gorilla (western lowland gorilla)
Lineage: Eukaryota; Metazoa; Chordata; Mammalia; Primates; Hominidae
Gene: DMXL2
Product: Dmx like 2
Exons: 32
Coding region: 473-8272 (2599 amino acids)
Biological process (GO): vacuolar acidification
Cellular component (GO): RAVE complex
Molecular function (GO): protein binding
Source: RefSeq, a predicted model, not a curated record
ACGGCGCGCGCACGCGCAAACGCGGGUGAUGGGGGGAAGAAAGACUGAGCUGAGAGCUUUGCCGCGGGAGGAGGGCUCUACCUCCCGUCGACCGUCGCUCCCCCGCGGUGGGCGCGCGCGCUGGCCCGCUCCCUUGCUGCACGCUCCCGGCUCGCGCGUUCCCCCCGGUGCCCUCCCCCGCCUCACAAGCACCCUUGCCCUCCCGCAUUUGUGCGCCGGUGCAGCAGGCAGUGGGAACAUCCGGGCAUUUCCGCAGCUGAGCGGCGACCCGGGCGGCGGCGGCGGUCGAGGAGCUCCCAUGGCAGGGACGAGGCGGAGGGAAGGCGAAAGGGGGGCGAGGAGUUAAGCCAGAGCCUCCGCGGGGCGGGUUUCCGAGGGAGGCACAGAGGGAAACGGCUCUCGCAGCCCGAGGAGGGCCAGGCGCGGAGCUUGUCGCCCCUCUUGCGCAUUCUGUCCAGCCCGGGCUCCGGAGAUGCAUCUGCAUCAGGUCCUCACCGGGGCUGUCAACCCUGGAGACAACUGCUACUCCGUGGGCAGCGUCGGGGAUGUCCCCUUCACGGCAUAUGGAUCAGGCUGUGAUAUUGUUAUUUUGGCAAAUGACUUUGAAUGUGUACAGAUCAUUCCUGGUGCUAAGCAUGGAAACAUCCAAGUCAGCUGUGUGGAGUGUUCUAACCAACAAGGAAGAAUUGCAGCUUCAUAUGGUAAUGCUGUUUGUAUAUUUGAGCCCUUGGGCAUAAAUUCUCAUAAAAGAAAUUGUCAACUCAAGUGCCAGUGGCUUAAAACUGGGCAGUUUUUUUUGAGUUCUGUGACAUACAACUUAGCAUGGGAUCCUCAAGAUAAUAGAUUGUUGACAGCAACUGAUUCUAUUCAGUUGUGGGCUCCUCCAGGAGAUGAUAUUCUGGAAGAGGAGGAAGAAAUUGAUAAUACAAUUCCUCCUGUUUUAAAUGAUUGGAAGUGUGUCUGGCAGUGCAAAACCUCAGUAUCUGUACAUUUGAUGGAAUGGUCUCCUGAUGGUGAAUAUUUUGCCACUGCUGGAAAGGAUGAUUGUCUUUUGAAAGUGUGGUAUCCUAUGACUGGUUGGAAGUCUUCAAUUAUACCUCAGGAUCAUCAUGAAGUAAAAAGGAGACAGUCCUGUACUCAAUUUUCUUUUGUUUACUUGGCACAUCCCCGAGCUGUGACAGGUUUUUCGUGGCGCAAAACUAGCAAGUAUAUGCCCAGGGGUUCUGUCUGUAAUGUGUUAUUAACUUCAUGUCAUGAUGGUGUGUGCCGGCUCUGGGCAGAAACUUUAUUACCAGAAGACUGUCUUUUGGGUGAGCAGAUUUGUGAGACUACCACUUCCAGCAUUGCCAGCAGCCUUUCUCAUGCUGGAAGACACAAAGACAGAAUACAGCAUGCUCUUGAGACAAUACACCAUUUGAAAAAUUUAAGGAAAGGACAGAGGAGGUCAUCUGUUCUUGUAACUCAUGCUGAAUUAAUGCCCGACCAGACAGCAAUGCAUGAAGUUCAAAGACACAUUUCCCACCAUGCAAAUGCACUCUGUCAUUUUCAUAUUGCAGCAAGCAUCAACCCUGCCACAGAUAUUCCAAAUGUCUUGGUUGGCACUGCAUUUAAUGUUGAUGAUGGAAAUGGGGGCUUUGUAGUUCAUUGGUUAAACAACAAGGAAUUUCAUUUUACAUCAUCUACAGAAGUAUUUAUGCAUCAAUUACGAAAACUUUCUGAUAAGCAGGUAGAUCAUGAAAAUGAUGAUGCAGAUAGAGAAGAUGAGGAACAUUCACAGGAGGAUAGAGAACGGGGUUUACAUAUGAAAUUAGACCAUGAUUUAUCCCUGGAUAGAGAAUCUGAGGCAGGUACAGGAUCAUCAGAACAUGAAGAUGGAGAAAGAGAAGGAAGUCCUAGAACUUAUUUACGACUUAGUGUACCAAUGCCACUGCCUACGGUUCUGCUUGAUCGGAAGAUUGAAACGCUGCUGACUGAAUGGAAUAAGAAUCCUGAUAUGCUUUUUACAAUACACCCUGUAGAUGGUACCUUUCUAGUGUGGCAUGUAAAGUAUUUGGAUGAAUAUAAUCCUGGAAUAUUUAGACAAGUUCAGGUUUCUUUUUCUUCUCGGAUUCCUGUUGCAUUUCCCUCUGGUGAUGCAAGCUCUCUUAGUAAAAAUAUCAUGAUGUAUGCCUGUAUAAAUGCGACAAAAGAUUCUCACCACACGCUGUUACUCCAGGAGGGGAUGUCUGUAGGCAGUCCUCACGGAUCACAGCCACACUCUAGAUCCCACAGUACACAUAUGAACAUCUUAGCUCCCACAGUAAUGAUGAUCUCUAAACACAUAGAUGGUUCUUUAAAUCAGUGGGCAGUCACUUUUGCUGAUAAGUCUGCCUUUACCACUGUUCUAACUGUAUCUCACAAAUUUAGAUAUUGCGGUCAUCGAUUUCACCUCAAUGACCUGGCAUGUCAUUCAGUUUUACCACUGUUAUUGACAUCCUCACAUCAUAAUGCUCUAUUGACUCCUGAAUCAGAUUGUCAGUGGGACUCAGACAAUAAAUUAAGUAGAUUCAUGGACCCUGUAAAACAUAUAAAAGGUUCCUCGAAACAACCUCUUAGAAAUGCAGCAACUCGUACAUUUCAUGACCCAAAUGCAAUCUACAGUGAACUUAUUCUGUGGCGUGUAGACCCAAUAGGACCUUUGUCAUACACUGGAGGAGUAUCAGAAUUGGCUCGAAUUAACUCUUUACAUACCUCAGCGUUCUCUAAUGUGGCUUGGCUUCCAACUCUCAUUCCCAGUUACUGUCUAGGCACAUAUUGCAAUUCUGCAAGUGCUUGCUUUGUUGCUUCUGAUGGCAAAAAUCUGAGACUCUAUCAAGCUGUAGUGGAUGCAAGGAAAUUAUUGGAUGAAUUGUCAGACCCAGAAUCUUCAAAACUUAUUGGAGAAGUGUUUAAUAUUGUGAGCCAACAGUCUACUGCUCGACCUGGCUGCAUUAUUGAACUCGAUGCAAUAACCAACCAAUGUGGCUCAAAUACACAGUUGCUUCAUGUGUUUCAAGAAGACUUCAUUAUAGGAUAUAAACCACAUAAGGAAGAUAUGGAGAAAAAGGAAACAGAAAUAUUUUUUCAGCCAUCACAAGGAUACCGCCCACCACCAUUUUCAGAAAAGUUCUUUCUAGUAGUAAUUGAGAAGGACAGCAAUAAUAACUCUAUUCUGCAUAUGUGGCACCUUCAUCUUAAAUCUGUACAAGCAUGUUUAGCUAAAGCUUCAGAAGGGGCUUCCUCUGAGAGUCUACUUUCAGUCCCUGGACAGAAGAAUGUAGAUUCUUCUCCAGAAACCUCUCCUAGUGUGAGCCCCAUGCCACAUUCUUCAUCAAUUGCCAAUCUUCAAACUGCCAGUAAACUUAUUCUGAGUUCUAGACUGGUGUAUAGCCAACCCCUUGAUCUCCCAGAAUCAGUUGAAGUAAUAAGAGCAACGCCUUCAGCAGGCCAUCUGAGUUCUUCUUCAAUUUAUCCAGUGUGCCUUGCACCUUAUUUAGUGGUUACAGCUUGUUCUGACAAUAAAGUACGCUUCUGGAAAUGUUGUAUGGAAGCCAACCCAGAGUGUAAUAAAAGUGAUGAGAAAGAAAUUUAUCAUUGGAAGAGAUGGCCUUUGAUGAAUGAUGAAGGAGAAGAUAAUAGCAGUACAGUGAGCAUUGUGGGAAGACCAGUUGCUGUUAGCUGUUCAUACACAGGUCGCCUUGCAGUGGCUUAUAAGCAGCCUAUCCACCAUAAUGGUUUUGUUUCUAAAGAAUUUUCCAUGCAUGUUUGUAUAUUUGAAUGUGAAUCUACAGGAGGAUCAGAGUGGGUUUUAGAACAAACAAUUCAUCUUGAUGACUUGGUUAAGGUUGGGAGUGUACUUGAUUCAAGGGUCAGCGUCGACAGUAAUCUGUUUGUAUAUAGCAAGUCAGAUGCACUCUUGAGCAAGGAUAGAUAUCUUAUUCCGAAUAUCAAACAUUUAGUACAUUUGGACUGGGUAUCAAAAGAAGAUGGCUCCCACAUUCUUACAGUGGGAGUCGGUGCGAAUAUCUUCAUGUAUGGAAGGCUUUCAGGAAUUGUGACUGAGCAAACCAACAGUAAGGAUGGAGUAGCUGUCAUCACUUUACCACUAGGUGGUAGUAUCAAGCAAGGAGUUAAGUCAAGAUGGGUUCUUCUUAGAUCUAUAGACUUGGUAUCUUCUGUUGAUGGUACUCCUUCACUGCCUGUUUCUCUCUCUUGGGUAAGAGAUGGGAUAUUGGUGGUAGGAAUGGAUUGUGAAAUGCAUGUAUAUGCACAGUGGAAGCAUGCAGUCAAAUUUGGAGACACUGAAGCUGAUAGUCCUAAUGCAGAAGAGGCAGCAAUGCAAGAUCAUUCGACCUUUAAAUCUAAUAUGCUGGCAAGAAAAAGUAUUGUUGAAGGAACAGCUAUUUCUGAUGAUGUUUUUUGUUCACCAACUGUAAUUCAAGAUGGUGGCUUAUUUGAGGCUGCACAUGUACUUUCCCCUACUCUGCCACAAUAUCAUCCAACUCAGCUGUUAGAAUUGAUGGAUUUAGGGAAAGUGCGAAGGGCUAAAGCCAUUCUGUCUCAUUUAGUAAAAUGUAUUGCAGGUGAAGUAGCAAUAGUUAGAGAUCCUGAUGCUGGAGAAGGAACUAAGCGACAUCUCUCUCGAACUAUUAGUGUAAGUGGCAGUACAGCAAAGGAAACAGUCACCGUAGGAAAAGAUGGUACUCGAGAUUAUACUGAGAUAGAUUCUAUCCCUCCACUACCACUAUAUGCAUUACUUGCUGCAGAUCAAGAUACAUCCUACAGAAUUUCAGAAGAAAGUACAAAGAUACCACAGAGCUAUGAAGAUCAGACAGUAAGUCAACCAGAGGAUCAGUAUUCAGAGCUGUUUCAAAUCCAGGAUAUAACAACGGAUGAUAUUGAUUUAGAGCCUGAAAAGAGAGAAAACAAAUCAAAAGUAAUAAAUCUUUCUCAAUAUGGACCAGCUUACUUUGGCCAAGAACAUGCAAGGGUACUUUCAAGUCAUCUUAUGCACUCAAGUCUACCAGGCCUUACCCGUUUGGAGCAGAUGUUCCUUGUAGCUUUGGCUGAUACAGUGGCUACUACUAGUACUGAGCUUGAUGAAAGCAGAGAUAAGAGUUGCUCAGGAAGAGAUACAUUAGAUGAGUGUGGUUUGAGAUACUUGUUAGCUAUGCGCCUACACACAUGCCUUUUGACAUCGCUGCCUCCUUUAUACCGAGUGCAGCUACUUCAUCAAGGUGUCUCUACAUGCCAUUUUGCCUGGGCUUUUCAUUCUGAGGCUGAAGAAGAACUGAUUAAUAUGAUUCCAGCAAUUCAGAGAGGGGACCCCCAGUGGUCUGAAUUAAGAGCUAUGGGCAUAGGGUGGUGGGUGAGGAACAUUAACACGCUUCGAAGAUGCAUUGAAAAGGUUGCCAAAGCUUCUUUUCAAAGGAACAAUGAUGCCUUAGAUUCUGCACUAUUCUACCUUUCAAUGAAGAAGAAAGCAGUAGUGUGGGGUCUGUUUAGGUCACAGCAUGAUGAAAAAAUGACAACAUUUUUCAGCCACAACUUUAAUGAAGAUAGAUGGCGAAAAGCUGCUUUGAAAAAUGCUUUUUCCUUACUUGGAAAACAACGCUUUGAACAAUCGGCUGCUUUUUUCUUGCUAGCUGGUUCAUUGAAAGAUGCCAUAGAGGUAUGUCUUGAAAAAAUGGAAGAUAUUCAGCUAGCCAUGGUUAUUGCCCGUUUAUAUGAAUCUGAAUUUGAGACUUCAUCCACUUAUAUAUCCAUCCUAAAUCAGAAGAUUUUGGGUUGCCAAAAGGAUGGCUCAGGAUUCAGUUGCAAAAGAUUACAUCCUGAUCCUUUCCUGCGUAGUCUUGCCUAUUGGGUAAUGAAAGAUUACACCCGAGCCUUGGACACAUUACUGGAACAAACACCAAAGGAGGAUGAUGAACAUCAAGUUAUCAUCAAGUCUUGUAACCCGGUGGCAUUUAGUUUUUAUAACUACCUUCGAACUCAUCCUUUGCUCAUUCGAAGAAAUCUUGCCUCCCCUGAAGGAACUUUGGCAACCUUAGGUCUCAAAACUGAGAAAAACUUUGUUGAUAAAAUUAACCUCAUAGAAAGAAAAUUAUUCUUUACCACUGCAAAUGCUCAUUUUAAAGUUGGAUGCCCUGUUUUAGCCUUGGAGGUACUCUCCAAAAUUCCAAAAGUAACCAAAACAUCUGCCUUAUCUGCAAAAAAAGAUCAGCCUGACUUCAUUUCUCACAGGAUGGAUGAUGUACCUUCACAUUCAAAAGCUCUGAGUGAUGGCAAUGGAAGUUCUGGCAUUGAAUGGUCAAAUGUAACUUCAUCACAGUAUGACUGGAGUCAGCCAAUAGUAAAAGUUGAUGAGGAACCUCUUAAUCUUGAUUGGGGUGAAGAUCACGACAGUGCCUUAGAUGAAGAGGAAGACGAUGCUGUUGGUUUAGUGAUGAAAAGUACAGAUGCCAGGGAAAAAGAUAAACAAUCAGAUCAGAAGGCCUCAGACCCUAACAUGUUAUUAACACCUCAGGAAGAGGAUGAUCCUGAAGGUGAUACUGAAGUUGAUGUGAUUGCUGAACAACUAAAAUUCAGAGCUUGUUUAAAGAUCCUUAUGACUGAAUUAAGAACAUUGGCUACAGGUUAUGAAGUAGAUGGAGGAAAACUCAGAUUUCAACUCUAUAACUGGCUUGAAAAGGAAAUUGCUGCCUUGCAUGAGAUAUGUAAUCAUGAAUCAGUUAUUAAAGAGUAUUCCAGUAAGACAUAUUCCAAAGUAGAGAGUGAUCUACUGGAUCAGGAAGAAAUGGUAGACAAACCAGAUAUUGGUUCCUAUGAGCGCCAUCAAAUAGAAAGAAGAAGAUUGCAGGCCAAACGAGAGCAUGCAGAAAGACGAAAGUCGUGGUUGCAGAAAAACCAAGAUCUCCUGAGAGUAUUUCUCAGCUACUGUAGCCUUCAUGGGGCCCAAGGUGGUGGUUUGGCUUCAGUGAGGAUGGAACUCAAAUUUUUGCUACAAGAAUCACAACAGGAAACUACAGUAAAGCAGCUCCAGUCUCCACUACCACUGCCUACCACCCUACCUCUGCUUUCAGCAAGUAUUGCGUCAACAAAAACAGUCAUAGCUAAUCCUGUAUUGUACUUAAAUAAUCACAUCCAUGAUAUACUUUAUACUAUUGUUCAGAUGAAAACACCACCUCAUCCCAGUAUUGAAGAUGUGAAGGUGCACACACUUCAUUCACUAGCAGCAUCACUUUCUGCAUCAAUUUACCAAGCAUUAUGUGACAGUCAUAGCUACAGCAGUCAAACAGAAGGAAAUCAGUUUACAGGAAUGGCUUAUCAAGGACUUCUUUUAAGUGAUCGUAGAAGACUAAGGACAGAAAGCAUUGAAGAACAUGCAACACCAAAUUCAUCUCCUGCUCAAUGGCCUGGUGUGAGCUCACUUAUUAAUCUCUUGAGUUCAGCCCAAGAUGAAGACCAGCCAAAACUGAACAUUUUGCUAUGUGAAGCUGUUGUUGCUGUUUACUUAAGUUUAUUGAUACAUGCUCUUGCCACCAAUUCCUCCAGUGAAUUAUUUCGGCUUGCAGCCCACCCAUUAAAUAAUCGAAUGUGGGCUGCUGUUUUUGGAGGUGGUGUAAAACUUGUUGUGAAACCUCGAAGACAAUCAGAAAAUAUUUCAGCACCUCCUGUCCUUUCUGAAGACAUAGAUAAACACCGUAGGAGAUUUAACAUGAGAAUGCUCGUCCCUGGAAGGCCUGUAAAAGAUGCUACCCCACCACCGGUGCCUGCAGAAAGACCAUCUUACAAAGAAAAAUUUAUUCCUCCCGAACUUAGUAUGUGGGAUUAUUUUGUUGCAAAGCCAUUUCUUCCUUUGUCUGAUAGUGGUGUUAUAUAUGAUUCUGAUGAAAGCAUUCAUAGUGAUGAAGAAGAUGAUGCCUUUUUUUCAGAUACACAAAUACAGGAGCACCAAGAUCCAAAUUCCUAUAGCUGGGCUCUUCUACAUUUGACAAUGGUUAAACUAGCACUUCACAAUGUCAAGAAUUUCUUUCCUAUUGCUGGACUGGAAUUCUCUGGUCCCGGGAUUCUUCUGCAUUUCCAGUCAAACGACUUUGGCAUUUCCUUGUUAAACAAGAGGUCCUUCAAGAGACAUUUAUUAGAUAUAUUUUCACUAAGAAAAGAAAGCAGAGUGAGGUAUUUUGAGAAAAAUAUUUUCUAUUGUAAUUUUUCUUUAGUUUUCUUUAACAUUUCUAAGGAAAUCAGUGCUUGAUUUAUUCUGAAAUUUUCUUUCUGGUUGGGUAAUAGUCAAAGUUCACUAAACUACCGUGAACUACUUUUAAGUUAAAACCUUAUAAUUUUCAUUUCAUAGCAAUGAAACAAUAUAGGUACUUUGAUAAAUUACAUAUGUUCAAGUGAAAGUUGGUACUUUACAGUGUUUGUCAUUAGGUUUUUACACGUAAUAAACAUUGUGAUGGAUGGUUUGAGGAAUUUAAUAUAUAAGCUUACUCUAUAAUAUUCUCCAAAUAUGUACUUAAAAUAUAAAAUAGCCCUUUAAAAGCAUUUUCUUUACUUAGCACUUAGAAAUGAACAGAAUGAUGAUUUGAAGCAACAAAUUCAGGAUACUUUUGUGAGAGAAUAAACUACAGAAAUAGCAAAUACAAGAUGAAGGAAGAUUGCUCUUACAAAGCAAGACAGAGGUUCUGCAUUGCAUGGUUAUUUUUAAGCUAAUACAAUUAGUAAUGUAAUAGCAGACAUGGUUCAAGAAGAAUUAGCAGUUUGGGAGAUUGGCAAGUGACCUCUUCCUUAUAAAAGUAGGACCUUUUAUAUGAGCAUUUCAGUCUGUUUGGCUAUUUAGUGAGGUAAUUAGUGAGGUAAUGAGCAGUUUGAAGAGUGUUCAGAGUUGAGUGUCUGAUGUAAUUAAAGAUUUGGCAAACAUGGCGGGGCAUGGUGGCUCACACCUAUAAUCCCAGCACUUUGGGAGGCCGAGGCGGGCAGAUCACCUGAAGUCAGGAGUUCAUGACCAGCCUGACCAACAUGGAGAAACCCCAUCUCUACUAAAAAUACAAAAGAUUAGCCGGGCGUGGUGGCGCAUGUACUCGGGAGGUUGAGGUAAGAGAAUUGCUUGAACCCGAGAGGCAGAGGUUGCAGUGAGCCAAGAUUGUGCCAUUGCACUCCAACCUGGGCAACAAGAGCGAAACUCCGUCUCAAAAAAAAUAAAGAUUUGGCAAACACAAUCAAUGAGAAGAGAAGAAAUGAAUUAUAUUUCGCUUAGAAAAGUGAAAACAGAGAGAGUCCAUAUGGCUCGAUUUCCCGAGAUAAAGUAUAAGACUGCUUCUCAGUUUUUCCUCAUGCCCAGGGCAGUGGAACCUACCAUACUUGUUCUUUUUCCCACUCACCCACUUACCUGAAUAGUAAUUGUGGUCAGCCCUUAUGAACAGUCAUUUGUUUUCUCUAUGGAUUUAAAAAUUAUAUACUUAAAUGAGGAAGUAGAAGAAUGAACUGUAGAGACCUUUUGAGUCCUAGUUAUAAGCUUUUUCAUAACAAAAGACCCUUAUGGCAUUGAAAUUAUUGAUGUGACUUUGUUAGGGAAAUCAGAGGCAAAUUAUUUGCCUCUGUUAUUUAAACCACUGUGUAUAGCAUUUCCUAUAGUGAUGCUGAGUCCAAAUUCCAUAAACUAAAAUAUAGGAAUCUAAGAUAGUGAUUUAAAAUAAAAGAUUUUAGCCAGGCACAGUGGCUCACACCUGUAAUCCUAGCACUAGGUGGGGGAUCUCCUGAGCUCAGGGGUUUGAGACCAGCUUGGCAACAUGGUGAAACCCUGUCUCUACAAAAGAUACAAAACAAUUAUCCAGGUGUGAUGGUGUAUGCUUGUAAUCCCAGCUACUUGCAGGGCUGAGGCAGGAGGAUUGCUUGAGCCCAGGAGGUGGAGGUUGUAGUGAGCUGAGAUCACACACCACUGCACUCCAUCCUGGGUAACAAAGUGAGACCCUAUCUUAAUCAAUAAGAUUUCUGGUCAGUUAGGGGCUCUGUUAUUCACAGAAAACCAGUUCAUUGAGUGAUCAAUUUUCUGAGUGUUUUGUUCUUCAAAUUAUUAAAAUUAAUGAUUUAUCACAAGUAUGUUUUAAGUAUUGGUAAGGUUGAUAGCAGCUUGACUGGUUGACUUGUCAGAGUGUAGAGUGCUGUGGGAAGCCAGGUGUCUGGGUUUCUUGGACCCUCCCAUUCUCGUCUUGCCCUUCCCCACGAGUUUGCUUCUUCCUUAACUAAUUCUCCCCCUCUCCGCCCCUUAGUCUCCCUUCCAUUAUGCUCCUCAGUCUCUGUGUGUUCUAUUUUUCUUCCAGUAGUGGGUCCCCAUGAACAGGGAAGUAGGACAGAGAUAAACGGAAUGUUUCUUAAAGUGCUAUAUAAGCAUCAGUUGGCUCCAAGGAAGGGAAGUACAUGGCUGGGAGUUAGGAUGGAAGAAUUUUUAUCAUGUACCCUUUUAAUUUUAAAACAUUGAAUGGAAUUACUGUCUUGUCCAGUACUGUCCCAUAGAACUUUCUGUGAUGAUGGAAAUCUGUAUCUGCAUAGUCCAACAUAGUAGUCACCAGCCACAUGUGGUUACUGAGUACUUGAAAUGUGGCUAGCAUGAUUGAGAAACUGAAUUUUAAUUUUAAUUGAUCUAAAUUUAAAUAGUUACAUAUGGUUAGUGAUUGCUGUUUUGAAUAGCUCAGAUCUGGAAAAAAGGUGUUUUCAUUAAGAAAAAAAUUAUGAAUGAAACAUUAAGGCUGUUAGGACAAAAUAAAAACUCGUCGCUAGGCUCAGAAAUAUGCAAAACUUACUAAAACUCUACCCAAUCCAGUAAGAGUGCUUACAUCUUUAAAAUUGUCAAAUAGGAUUUUGGUAAUCACUGAAUUUGGCAAAUUCAGAAAAUUGACCAAUAAAAUUGGCAGGCUAAUCCUAAAAAUGCUGGGUGCAUUUAAAAAAAAUCCCUGAGAAAUGCUGAAGUUAUAGAUAUAUUUAUAAGAAUAAGAUCUUUUAUUCACUGAAGAUAUUACAGGAAAAUAUUUCACAAAACAAGUUUUUGGGAAACAGAUUGGUGAAUUCAGCUAGUUAAGACAAAUAGAUUCUUCAGCAGUUUGGCCUUCACUGAGUUAGCUGUGCCACACAUUGACCAUUCCUUGGAAGUUUUCUUGGAUGCAUCUUUAUCAGCUGCAGCAGCCAUAGGGGAGUCCCUAGAGGCAUGGGCAGAAAAUUUGAAUGGCCCUUCGUGAUGAAAGGGAGGCAGUCACCUGAAAAGGUAUGAGGAAGAGUUUGUUUCUCUGAUCAAACCUUCAGAGUUUCCACAGCAGAGCAGAAAUAUAACUUCUGAUUGCAGCCAUCCUUUGGACCCUGCAUCAACCCGGGAGCAAAUUACUGAGUGAUUUCUUUUUCCAUGCCUGAUUUUAUUAAACAUUUAUUUACUUAGAGAAAAAUCAUCAUAUUCCUUAAAAGAGUGAAAUAAUUAUCAAUAUUUUGAAUCUAUGCUUAGAAAUAAAUAUUUUAAUUUGUAUUUUAAAUCAACCCCUAUAGGGCAGGAAUUUAUGUAGCAUCUUCUGCAUCUGCUCAUACAAAUGGGCUUUUAAUUUUAUAGAUUACCAGUUAUGUAACUUAAAUUUCUUAAAACUGUAUACAGAUAACUAAUUUUUAUUUUGAAAUAGCUUUUAUGUUCUUGUGUUUAUGUAAUAGUCACAUUAAUUUUGCCCUUUUGGCUUUGUGUUGUGUAUAUUUGAUGACUGUUUUAUUCGGUUUAAUUUUUUCUUGAUUUUGCAAAUUCAUUUUUAUCAUCUUUAAGUGGUGGAGUGGCCAUUUCAGCUUGAAAUAUUUCACUGUCUUUAUAAUUUCAUUCCAUGCAUGUGUUUUGUGUUUGUGACG